GGUGGGACUAAAGUAAAGCUUUCGAUACAGAGAAACAUUGGGGAAGACGAAUGUCUCUGAACGACUUUGUUCUCUAUUAAUAGACAGGGAGGCAUUUUGUGCUUGUUCAUGCUGUACCGUAUGUGUCCUAGAUGUCCGACAUCCGUGUGUUAAAGCACACGAGUGUAGAGUAAAGGGGUGAGGGAAGAAAUUUCGGGGAGAAAGCGUCGUUUGGGUCAAGAUGUCGAUUCAAUACGAAACACUAGCAGAUAGCUACGGGGUGGCCGACUCGUUCCCCAAAGACUUCGGCUAUGGAGAAGAGGAGGCAGACAUGGAGGACAGUCCAGCAGCCUCUGACAGCAAGCCGAGGAUAUUACUGAUGGGCUUACGGAGAAGCGGGAAGUCCUCCAUUCAGAAGGUCGUGUUUCAUAAGAUGUCCCCCAAUGAGACCCUGUUUUUGGAGAGCACAAAUAAAAUCUACAAAGAUGACCUCUCCAGCAGCUCUUUUGUCAACUUUCAGAUCUGGGACUUUCCUGGUCAAGUAGACUUUUUUGACCCAACCUUUGAUUAUGAGAUGAUCUUCAGAGGAACCGGCGCAUUGAUCUUUGUCAUUGAUGCACAGGAUGACUACGUGGAGGCUCUUGGCAGACUCCAUUUAACAGUAUCUCGGGCCUAUCGCGUCAACCCUGAAAUCAACUUUGAAGUGUUCAUCCAUAAAGUUGACGGCCUAUCUGACGACCACAAAAUUGAGACACAGAGGGAUAUUCACCAGAGGGCUAAUGAUGACCUGGCUGAUGCCAGCUUGGAGAAACUGCAUCUUAGCUUCUAUUUGACCAGUAUCUAUGACCACUCUAUAUUUGAGGCGUUCAGUAAAGUAGUGCAGAAGCUCAUUCCCCAGCUGCCCACAUUGGAGAACCUUCUCAACAUUUUUAUUUCGAAUUCAGGGAUUGAAAAGGCUUUCCUGUUUGAUGUGGUUAGUAAGAUCUACAUAGCCACAGACAGUUCACCGGUGGACAUGCAGUCCUACGAGCUGUGCUGUGACAUGAUCGAUGUGGUCAUUGACGUGUCCUGUAUCUAUGGGUUAAAGGAAGAUGGCAGUGGCAGUGCGUAUGACAAGGAGUCAAUGGCGAUCAUUAAACUCAAUAACACCACUGUCCUUUACCUGAAAGAAGUUACCAAGUUUCUUGCCCUUGUCUGUAUUCUUAGAGAAGAGAGCUUUGAGCGCAAAGGCUUAAUUGACUACAAUUUCCACUGUUUCCGGAAAGCGAUUCAUGAAGUGUUUGAAGUUGGUCUGUCAACACCGCGGAUGGGAGCCCAGGCAGCUGGAACGCCCUGCUUGAUGAAGACAGUGGCACUGAAUGGCACCCCCAGGAGCACCGUGUAGUGAAUGCGUAGAUAAGAGGAGGAAAAGAAUAGCGGAAGAGGGAGUCAGUAGAAAAAGACAGAAAGACAAUAAAUGGGAGGCACACUGCCAUGCCAACCAUUCUGCCUGCUCCCAAAUGCCUUAUACACAGAGCAAAGACUCUACAGCCUCUGAAAUAAAACACAGAGCAAUGGGCUGGAUGUUUUCAUCAUAAUAAGGUAAGCAAUAGGACAGAAGGGAAGAUGCACAAAGAGAAAGCUUUUUGUGUUAUUAAAUGGCAUUAACAAACUGGUCUAAAAGAAUAAGAUUAGGCCACGAUCAAAUGACAAGAAAUGCAAGCCGAGGCGAAAACAGUGUGGCCCUCUCUGCACACAAAGCCUUCACACACUGAUCGCUACCUGAGAAACAAGCUGAAUGAACCCUGUACUGUUUUACUCCUGGCCUCAUGAGCUGAUUUUACAAAGCAUCCGGUUUAAUCCGAUUGCAGAAAUUGUGACGGUACUUGCUAAUGGCCACCGAUUGGAGAGCGCAAGCUGGCGAUGUGUACACGAUAAUGCUUGUGAAGCCUUAUAUGAAGGAGACUUGCCUGAUGCAAGUACCUGCUUACAACAUUUACCUAAUCCUAUGUCCUAAGCUGUUGCUUUUUUAAAGGUUUUCCAGGGAGUGUGAAAAGGGAUUAAACUGCAUUGUGUAGCCUGUUUGUGUGUGAAGAAGGAGGUGCACACAUGUGUAUGUGUAUUUAUGUAUGUGUGUUCCUUUCCUGCCUGUUGAGGCUCACAGAAAUGUUGUGACCUCACACACGGGGCUGCACAGUUGUAACAAAACAAUAAUUGUAUUUUUUAAAAUUAUAAUUAAUUGAAAUAAACAGUUAUUAUUGUCUCCAGAGAAACCCUGAUGCUUUGUCAGAGAGCAUUCACACAGCACUCAUUAAAUGCAUAGUGCUGUUCAGAUAUAAGUAUAUAAUAGUCAGCUGCAUUAUAAUCGAAAUGGAAUCACUGUCUUUUGUGUUGAAAUGACUUGAGUCCAAAACUGUUAUUUUUGCUAUAAAGCGGUUGAGCUGUGCAGCCCUCAUCUCUCACUCUGAAUGUUACAAUACAGGGAAAUAAUUGUACAGUUAAGCAUAGGACACUGUGAUUGCACUCACUUUUGUUUAGUUGCUUGGUCUCAGAGACUCUGCAGGUCUCUGCACACGGGGUUUGAGUCUGAACGAACCUUUGAAUGAGCUACAUUCCGGUUUGUGUGUCUCCAGUACCUUCUAUCACUGACAAAUUCACUUUUACACUCUACACAGAAUUACCAGUAUUUUAUUUGGCAUAAAAGUAAAUCACAUGACUCCACAUUGUAGCCUGGUUUAUAUCACACUCAUUCCAAGCAUGUCUACUGAAUCCAUAUAACAUGUUUUUUGUUGAGUUUUAAUGGGAUGCACACUAACCGUAUAUAAACAAAUUCAAAGAAGGAAUUUCUCUAGACCUCUUGUGAUUCUUGCUUUUCAGACUGCAUUUAAAUUAUCAGAUUAUUAUCAUCUGGUUUAUGUUCUAGAAAUGUUACCAUUCACAAGAAAUAAAACAUGCACUGAAAUCA
Molecule: messenger RNA, 2923 nt
Organism: Tachysurus vachellii
Lineage: Eukaryota; Metazoa; Chordata; Actinopteri; Siluriformes; Bagridae
Gene: rragca
Product: Ras-related GTP binding Ca
Exons: 7
Coding region: 221-1363 (380 amino acids)
Biological process (GO): cellular response to starvation; positive regulation of TOR signaling; cellular response to amino acid stimulus
Cellular component (GO): nucleus; Gtr1-Gtr2 GTPase complex; lysosome
Molecular function (GO): GTP binding; GTPase activity
Source: RefSeq, a predicted model, not a curated record